AUGGCGCAAGGAAUGUCCUUUACGGACAAGGCCACGCAGGCUCUGUCAGACGCACAAGACAUCGCACAGCAGCAUGCACACUCUCAAAUGCUGCCCAUACAUCUGGCGGUGGCCCUCAUCGAUCCACUACCAGACCCGUCGAAAGACCAACAGAACAACUCAGCACACGCAUCACACGCAGGGAGCUCGGCACCACUGUUCAAGCAGGUCAUUGAACGAGCACAUGGCGACCCACAACUGCUGGAACGAUCAUUGAACCGAGUACUAGUGCGAACACCCUCACAAGACCCUCCGCCGGAGAACGUCUCGGUCUCGCCUUCCUUCUCGAAGGUCCUGCGUAGCGCGAACGAGCUAUCCAAGACGCAGAAGGACUCAUACAUCGCAGUCGACCAUCUUAUCCAGACACUCGUGCAGGACGACACAAUCAAGAAGUGCCUCGCGGAAGCCAACGUACCGAACCCAAAGACGAUUCAAGAUGCAGUCCAGGCGAUUCGAGGCACCAAGCGAGUGGACAGCAAGACUGCAGAUGCCGAGGAGGAGCACGAGAACCUCAAGAAGUUUACCAUCGACAUGACGGCAAUGGCAAGAGAAGGCAAGAUUGAUCCUGUCAUUGGUCGAGAGGAAGAGAUUAGGAGAGUUAUCAGAAUUCUUUCAAGACGGACAAAGAACAACCCGGUCUUGAUUGGUGAACCUGGAGUCGGAAAGACGACUGUUGUCGAAGGUCUGGCACGGAGGAUUGUCGACGCAGAUGUGCCGGCGGGUCUUGCAGCAUGCAAGCUUCUCUCCCUCGAUGUUGGUGCCCUGGUCGCGGGCUCCAAGUAUCGGGGAGAGUUUGAGGAGCGCAUGAAGGGCGUCCUCAAGGAGAUUGAAGACAGCAAGGAGAUGAUCGUGCUCUUCGUUGACGAGAUCCACUUGCUCAUGGGCGCUGGUUCGUCAGGCGAAGGUGGAAUGGACGCAGCAAACUUGCUGAAGCCCAUGCUUGCACGUGGUCAACUUCACUGUAUCGGUGCCACAACUCUCGCCGAGUACAGGAAGUACAUCGAGAAGGACCAGGCCUUUGAGCGUCGUUUCCAGCAGGUCUUGGUCAAGGAGCCUUCGAUCCCAGAGACAAUCUCCAUCCUCCGUGGCCUCAAGGAGAAGUACGAAGUACACCACGGUGUCACCAUUCUCGAUGGUGCAAUCGUAUCAGCUGCGACACUUGCCGCACGCUACCUCACCCAACGACGACUACCCGACUCGGCUGUUGACUUGGUCGACGAAGCAGCUGCCGCAGUCCGAGUAGCACGUGAGUCGCAGCCCGAGGUUCUCGACAAUAUGGAACGCAAGCUUCGUCAGCUCGAGAUCGAGAUCCACGCCCUUGAUCGUGAAAAGGACGAAGCAUCACAGGCACGACUCCGCGAAGCUCGUGCAGAGAAGGCGAACAUCGAAGAGGAGCUCAAACCAAUGCGCGAGAAGUACGAAAGUGAAAAGGCCAGGUCGAAGGAAAUCCAAGAAGCGAAAAUCAAGCUCGACCAGCUCCGCAACAAACAGCUCGAAGCUGAACGUACACGCGACCUGCAGACUGCUUCUGAUCUGAAGUACUACGCCAUUCCCGAUGUCGAGCAUCGUAUCGAUGAGCUCGAGAGAGCAAAGGCUGUUGCGGACAAAGAAGAUGCAGCACGUCUUGCAGCUAGUGGCGAGCAUUCGUUGGUUGCAGACGCUGUUGGACCCGAUCAGAUCAACGAGAUUGUCGGUCGCUGGACGGGCAUCCCAGUCACGAGACUGAAGACAACAGAAAAAGAGAAGUUGCUGCAGAUGGAGAAGGUACUUGGCCACCAAGUCGUUGGUCAGAAGGAGGCCGUCACAGCUGUCGCCAAUUCGAUCAGAUUACAGCGUUCUGGCCUCGCCAACCCUGGCCAACCUCCGUCAUUCCUCUUCUGCGGUCCAUCAGGUACUGGUAAGACGCUGCUCACUAAGGCGCUUGCCGAGUUCCUGUUUGACGACCCCAAGUCGAUGAUCCGAUUCGACAUGUCCGAGUACCAAGAGCGACACUCGCUAUCACGCAUGAUUGGUGCUCCACCAGGAUACGUCGGUCACGAUGCUGGUGGUCAACUGACUGAGGCGCUUCGUCGGAAGCCUUUCAGUAUCUUGCUGUUCGACGAAGUUGAGAAAGCGGCCAAGGAAGUCUUGACCGUCUUGCUGCAACUUAUGGACGAUGGUCGCAUUACUGACGGACAAGGUCGUGUGAUUGACGCCAAGAACUGCAUCGUCGUCAUGACCUCCAACUUGGGAGCCGAGUACCUCGCCAGGCCAAAUGCGGCAGAUGGCCGGAUCGACCCUACGACAAAGGAGCUCGUGAUGCAGGCUCUGCGCAACUACUUUUUGCCCGAAUUCCUCAACCGCAUCUCCAGCAUCGUCAUCUUCAACCGACUCACGAAGAAGGAGAUCCGGAAGAUCGUGGACGUCAGGUUGGAUGAGAUCCAGAAGCGACUACAAGGCAAUGGCAGAAACGUUAAGAUUGUACUGUCGAAUGAGGUCAAAAAUUACCUUGGCGAAGCUGGAUACUCACCUGCAUAUGGUGCUCGACCAUUGCAACGACUCAUCGAGAAGGAGGUUCUCAACCGCCUGGCAGUGCUCAUCCUCAGAGGUUCCGUCAGGGAUGGUGAGAAUGCUCGCGUCGAGAUUGAGGAUGGCCACAUCGUUGUCCUUCCAAACCACGGCGAGAGCGACCUCGAAGACGAUGACGAGGAGAUGUGGGAUGAGGAGGAUGCAGUCGAGGAGCUCAAUGGUGACGGAGGCGACAUGGACCUUUAUGGCGAAUAA
Molecule: messenger RNA, 2802 nt
Organism: Fulvia fulva
Lineage: Eukaryota; Fungi; Ascomycota; Dothideomycetes; Mycosphaerellales; Mycosphaerellaceae
Product: Heat shock protein hsp98
Exons: 1
Coding region: 1-2802 (933 amino acids)
Biological process (GO): cellular response to heat
Cellular component (GO): cytosol; cytoplasm
Molecular function (GO): ATP binding; ATP hydrolysis activity
Source: RefSeq, a predicted model, not a curated record